Messenger RNA from Harpegnathos saltator (Jerdon's jumping ant), 1374 nucleotides. RefSeq lists its product as uncharacterized. The record is from RefSeq and is a predicted model, not a curated record. Lineage: Eukaryota; Metazoa; Arthropoda; Insecta; Hymenoptera; Formicidae. Gene Ontology annotation, biological process: regulation of synaptic transmission, cholinergic; positive regulation of voltage-gated potassium channel activity; sleep. Bases 413 to 946 code for a protein of 177 amino acids. The transcript is spliced from 5 exons.
UACAACGAAAGGAACGACGUAGAACGUCGAUGACGUUAAAGGCAACGCAGACGGCAGAAGCAAAAAGUACAGCAAGACCAGUGACGAAUAAUUGUCCGUGCAAAGGGCAUGAGGAAUGGUGGAAAGCAAAAGUUAGGGGACAAGGCACGAAAGCUUGCUUCUGGGAUGGUUCACCAAGAAAAACUCGCUGAACGAUAGAGGGUCAAAUGUCAAGGAAACAAGGGGGUAGGAGGAGGACAGAGGGCGGGGACCAACGCAGCGUGCAAAACGAAAAGCUCCCGCGGAGGUUCGCGCAUACUCGCGGUCAGACUGUCUACAGGACUACAGCUUCCUUUCGACAUUGCGUUAUCCUUAACUACGCAAGUUACGUUUCUGUCAUCGAAGACAAAGAUCGCACCACCGGAACAGCGGAAUGCAUCGAAGGAUCGCAAUAUUGUUCGUCGCUUUAGUCUUUAUUGCGACAGUUCAGUCAGAUAAUGUCCUGAAAUGUUAUAUGUGCACUUCGCUAUCAAACGAAGGAUGUGGUUCCGAACUGAAGACAAACUUGGUGCAACCAGUAGAAUGCACUGGUCAAAAUAUGUUGGAUUGGCAAGGAAUCAUUAAACAACAUUAUGUCCUUAAUUCUAUCGUUGGGCUUUACGAAGUUGCUGAUCCAAUCCAGCACUAUCAAAGCACUCAGGACAUGGCAUGCUCCAAAAUGACCAUUAAUAUUGAAAAUCAAGAUGUUAUCAUAAGGACAUGCCAAACAGCUAAAACGGAAAUCAUUGAUCCAUGCAAUAUUAUGAAAGUAAAACUAAAGGAUCAUCAUCAUAUAGAAAUGACCAAAUGCGAUCUUUGCCCUACAGAUGCCUGUAACAGUACGACGAUUGUAUCUCCUGAUAUAUUGUAUAUUCUUUUAUCGUUUCUUGGCUCUCUCAUUCACGUUACUUUUUAUCGCUUGGCAUAACCUUGAUAGUUUUAUACGCUCCACCAAAGUAAAGAACGUAAUAUAAUGGAUAUUAGUAGUUGUUCAGCGUCAAUAUAUAUGUAUGUAUACUCUCUUUUUAUAAUUGUAAAUUAACCAGUUAGCUUUUCGAAUAAUUAUAUAGUACAUAUACGUACAUAAUAUAUAACAACGGCAAUGAGAAACAAAUAUAUAAUAUUUGCAUAUAUAUGUACACAUGUAUAUCAUUGAUCGUUUUCAAUAAUACACUGUAGGCUAUUCAUGUCGCAAAAGCAAUUAUAACGCAUACACAGACUUAUCAUAGAAAUGUAAAAGUAAACAACGUGUAUAUUUGUAUUACGCGUAUAUAGGUAUAUUUGCAUUACACAUGUAUAUUUGUAUUGCGCAUAUAUAUCUGCAUAAUAUUUGAUUAAAGUUCAUUAUGAUAAAUA